Molecule: messenger RNA, 349 nt
Organism: Parasteatoda tepidariorum (common house spider)
Lineage: Eukaryota; Metazoa; Arthropoda; Arachnida; Araneae; Theridiidae
Source: RefSeq, a predicted model, not a curated record
GGAUUACAAUUUACAGGUUCAGAAGGUGAUUUAUCUACCGUCAAAAACUGUUUUGCUCAACAUCUGUUUCAGUUCCAAGACUGUUACUAUAACAUAGAUGUUGUAUUGAACAAAUCCUUUUCAAAACUAAGCAAAAAAGAACUCACAGACUACAAAUGCACGCUAUCUAAUUCUCUCUACGAUUGUGUUAGUUUCAAAGCAAAAACAUUCUGUAACGAAGAGGGCAAUGAAGUAAAUGAUUUAAUACAUCUACUAUCUCCUUCUGUUGAAACCAAAUGCAACAAAACUGGUGUAAUUCUUGGCCAGGCAUCGAACUAUGUUUUGUAAUAAAUAUGAGUUCUUUCUUUUA